CUGGGUAGAGGCCCCUACCGGCUCUCCACCUUCGGGGACGGGGGGGCGGUGCUGCUGGCUGCCAGCAGAUCCAACGGCUCCGUGUUCCUGCAGAGAGCCAACACCAGCUCCAGCUCCUCCGGGAUCCUCUCCCAGUUCAUGAUGACGCCGGGCCUGAGCAGAGUGCGGCCCCACGACAUGUCUCGUGUCUCCUUCGAGGCGGCCGACAGACCUAACUACUUCCUGCUGGCCGGUCCGGGCGGCCCGGUCCGGCUGGCUAAGUGGGAGGACAGCCCGGCCUUCUGGGACAGAGCCACCUUCGUCCUGCACAGGAACACCUGGAUCCCGGGCUACGACUCGCUGGAGGCCCAGGCCCGACCCGGCUUCUUCCUGCACGCCGCGGCGCCCCGCCUCCGCCUGCUCAGAUACACACACGCCCACAGCUUCCGCAGGGCCACGCUCUUCAGACUGACCGGCGCCCGCGCAGACGCCCCCCCCAGCCCCCGGUGCCAGUGGAGGUACGAGGCCUGUGUCAGCCCCUGCUUCAGGACCUGCAGCGACCCGGCCGCCCAGGCCUGCCCCUCCAUCCCACAGUACGACCCCCGCCCCGAGUCCAGCACCUAG
This is a messenger RNA of Menidia menidia (Atlantic silverside), 603 nucleotides long. The record is from the annotation of a GenBank genome assembly. Lineage: Eukaryota; Metazoa; Chordata; Actinopteri; Atheriniformes; Atherinopsidae.